AUGCAUUGCAUUUUCAAAAAGACGAUAAAAAAAAUUAAAAGGAAUCAAAGAAUACAUGAAAAAGAAGCACCAGCACCUAUUCUAUUUCCAUUUAUUGGAAUUAUAGGUGUUUAUCAAAUCAAUCAAUUACAUUUAGCAUUUAGAUACUAUGUAAAGACCUAUGGAAAAGGUGCAAAAGUGGUUAGGGCAUUGAUAUUUGAUCAAUAUAGUAUCUUGAUUGCUAAUCCAAAGAUAUUAAAGGAGGUUUAUUCUUUAAAGAAUGCAGAGUAUUUUGAUGCAAGACCUUCUUCUACUCGACAUCUAUUACUUCAUGCUAGUGAGAAUUCAUUAAUAAUGUCAUAUGAUUCAAAGUGGAGAGACUCAAGAAAGCUAUUGUCUGCCUACUUUGCAAAGACAAAGAUUAAAAACUUUACUGCCAUUGGCUUACAAACUGCUCAAUUAAUAAGAAAAUUGAAUCAAUUUAAAAAUAUUCCUGUAACUAUCUAA
This is a messenger RNA of Cavenderia fasciculata, 486 nucleotides long. RefSeq lists its product as uncharacterized. Gene Ontology annotation, molecular function: oxidoreductase activity, acting on paired donors, with incorporation or reduction of molecular oxygen; monooxygenase activity; iron ion binding. Lineage: Eukaryota; Evosea; Eumycetozoa; Acytosteliales; Cavenderiaceae. Bases 1 to 486 code for a protein of 161 amino acids. The record is from RefSeq and is a predicted model, not a curated record. The transcript has 2 exons.